UUUGGUGGAUUUUAAUGUUGACAGUUUUUGUUGGAGCUGAUGAUAUCUCUGAAGUGGAAACAGAGUCAUCGUUAAACCCAAGCAACUACGCCUUUUCAUUUGAAACUGAAAACGGACAGGUGCGAGAUGAAAGUAUAGAAGUAGAUCCUGACUCAAAUCCAAAAUCAGUACAACCGGAAGCUGAUUUGAAUGUUAAAGGAAGUUAUAGUUUCAUUUCCGCAGAUGGCUACGAGUACACUACUUAUUAUAAAGCCGGCAAGAAUGGUUACCAGCCAUAUGUGACAGCUCAUAAACUAAAGACGGAAAAGAAUUAAAUGUUUAAGGCUUUUAAAGCCUGUGUGAAGUUGUGAUUGCUUAGUUUUUUUUUUUUAUAUUUUGUAUUAUUUUAAUCAGAUAAAUUUUAAUAUUAUUGUGUGAGUUCAUCUUUGGAGAAGCCUGAA
Episyrphus balteatus (marmalade hoverfly) is the source of this 440-nucleotide messenger RNA. It is a transcript of the gene Cpr65Ay, whose product is annotated as larval cuticle protein 65Ag1. NCBI's taxonomy places the organism in Eukaryota, Metazoa, Arthropoda, Insecta, Diptera, Syrphidae. Gene Ontology annotation, cellular component: chitin-based extracellular matrix. The coding region runs from base 15 to 314 and encodes 99 amino acids. The record is from RefSeq and is a predicted model, not a curated record. The transcript has 3 exons. Gene Ontology annotation, molecular function: structural constituent of chitin-based larval cuticle.